GUGCUGGGGAUCGGUGCGGGCUUGCUGCGCGCGCCGCUUGAGGGUGGUAGUGGCGGUGGUGGUAGCGGUGACGGUGGCUGUGGCAGUGGGAGCCCUCUCUCGCGGAGCCGCCGCCCGCAGCCGUGCCGUGGCGCCACGGUCGUCAACCACGUAUUCAUGGCGUGCGUGGUGCUGAUGGCGGACCCGACGCUGGCGCUGUGCACUGGCGGCGUCGGCAGCAGCUACGAGGAUCACAGCACUAGCAGCAGCAGUGAUGGAGGCAGGGGGCCAAUGACGGGGUGCGACGCCGAGGACGAGACGCGGCGCGCCGAGAUAGUCUCGGCGUGCCGGUUGCUCGAGAAGGCAGCGUUCGAGUCGGCGAUCGCGGCCGGGCUCAUGCACAAGCUGGUCGGCAUCCUGCGGCGGUACCGCGUGCACGGCGUCGUGCAGGCGGCCGCCAUUGCCGAGCAGCAGCAGCAGUUGCAGCAGCAGCUGCCGCUGCCCAUGGAGGCCAUGCCGCCGACCAACCUCGCCGACGGCUACCCGCCGUACUAUCCAUCAGGGGCAGGAGCAGGCGCAGCGCCGGUGCUGUUCGGCGCCAGCGGCGCAGAGCAGAACAGCGGGAUCGUCGCGGGCAUUGGAGAGCAGUUCAUCGCGUCGUCGCCGUCGUCGUCUUUCUCGACCUUGCUGGACCCACAGCAGCAGCCUGUCGGCGGGAGUGGCAUGCCUGUCGAGUGGGAGUAUUAUGGAGACGGCAGUGGCUCGGAGGUGCCGUCCGACCCCAUCAUCGAGGGCAUGGUGUGGGAGAAUCUGCUGGGAAGCGCCUUGGCUGUGGAUGAUGGUGGGUGGAGCCAGCUGUUUGCGGACCUGGACGGGCUGGCGAAUCGAUUUUGAAGAUUUGCUUUUGGUUUUAGCGAGGUGAUCUUGGGUGGUGGGCUGGCUAAUGAUGGGCUGGCCAAUUCGGAGUUCGUUAGUGAGAUAGACAAACCAUCUCGGCAACGCGUAUCCGUAUUACAAAAGGCUGCGCAAAAGAGAUGAUGUUAAGUUCCAGAAUCUGAAAGACUGCCUGCUUUUGGGGAUUCUGGGAGGAAGGAGUGGAUGUUGCCGAGGUGGAAAGUUUUCG
Messenger RNA from Lasiosphaeria miniovina, 1102 nucleotides. RefSeq lists its product as uncharacterized. Lineage: Eukaryota; Fungi; Ascomycota; Sordariomycetes; Sordariales; Lasiosphaeriaceae. The transcript has a single exon. The record is from RefSeq and is a predicted model, not a curated record. Bases 157 to 873 code for a protein of 238 amino acids.